Gekko japonicus is the source of this 1524-nucleotide messenger RNA. It is a transcript of the gene AZIN2, whose product is annotated as antizyme inhibitor 2. The coding region runs from base 1 to 1386 and encodes 461 amino acids. Gene Ontology annotation, molecular function: catalytic activity. The transcript is spliced from 10 exons. Gene Ontology annotation, cellular component: cytoplasm. The record is from RefSeq and is a predicted model, not a curated record. Lineage: Eukaryota; Metazoa; Chordata; Lepidosauria; Squamata; Gekkonidae.
AUGGCCGGCUACUUGGAUGAACUGGAUGUCACAAUGGUGGAGGAGGGUUUCACCAUGAAGGAUCUCAUGGAGAGCCUCCUAAAGGAGGCUUCCCAGAGGGGUAGCCAAGAAGCCUUCUUUGUGGCAGAUCUUGGAGAUGUGGUGAAGAAACAUUUGCGCCUCCUCAAAGCUUUGCCCCGUGUCAAGCCCUUCUACGCUCCAAAGUGUAACUGCAGUAAGGGAGUGGUCCAGAUGCUGGCAGGACUGGGGGUUGGAUUUGGAUGUGCCAAUAAGCCAGAGCUGGCACUGGCGAAAAGUGCUGGAGUCCCACCGAACAGGAUCAUCUGUACAGGCCCCUGCAAGCAGAUCUCCCAGAUCAAGUAUGCAGCCAGCCAAGGGGUGCAGCUGAUGACUUUUGAUAAUGAAGUGGAGCUUGGGAAGGUAGCGCGGAACCACCCAUCUGCCAGAAUGAUUUUGAGCCUAGCGACUGAUGAGUCUAGAUCCUCUGGCCAUCCAACUAUGAGGUUUGGUGCCACCCUGAAAUCCUGCCGGCAUCUGCUAGAGACUGCAAAGGAUAUGAAUGUGGAGGUGGUCGGAGUCAGUUUCCACAUUAGAAGCGGCUGUACCGAUCCUCAGAUCUUCACUCAAUCCAUAGCAGAUGCUCACCUGGUCUUCAAAAUGGGUGCAGAGCUGGGCUACAAAAUGUGCCUCUUGGGUAUUGGAGGUGGAUUUCCUGGUGCCGAAGAGACUAGAGGACGCUUUGAAGAGACAACAACUGUGGUCAACUCUGCCUUAGACCUGCAUUUCCCAGAAGGCUGUGGGGUGGAGAUAAUUGCAGAACUGGGACGCUACUACGUGGAUUCAGCCUUUACCUUUGCGGUCAACGUUGUUGCCAAGAAGGAAGUUCCCCUGGAUCAACUGGGCUCUGACGGCCAGGAGGCGGGCUGGCGAAGGAGCUUCGUCUACCACCUGAAUGAUGGCGUCUAUGGUUCCUUUAGCUCUGUCAUCUUCAACAACACAUGCCCAGUCCCAGUCUUGCACAAGAAGCUGUCUCCCGAUCCCCCCUUGUACAGCAGCAGUCUCUGGGGGCCUACCACGGAUGGCUUGGACCGCAUUGCAGAAAGCAUGGAACUCCCUGAACUGCACAUUGGGGACUGGUUGAUCUUUGAGACCAUGGGGGCCAACACAAGAACAGCUUCCUCCUCCCUCAGUGGAGCGCAGCCAGCGAGGAUCUACUAUGCCAUGUCCAGGGUGGCUUGGGAAGCCGUGCAGUUCCUGCAGGGGAAGCUGCUGCUGCCGCCAGAAGAAGAGGAUCGGGAGAGCACAUGCGCCCCGCUGUCUUGUGGCUGGGAGAUCACGGACACCCUGUGCGUCGCCCCCGUCUUUGCUCCAGCAAGCAUCAUGUAAGCUGAGCUGAAGGGUCACCCCGAUGUGUGGGGGGGAGGACCCUCCUCCCAAGAGAUGCCUACCGCACUUUCUCUCUCAACAGCCUUCCUGCACCCCCUGCGUUUUCUGCCCUCAAGUGGGAGCUGUUUUUCUCUCCCC